AGCCAGUCCAGCCCAGCAACAUUGAUGGCUCCCGCUGAUCUCAGGACGUCAUGUUCCUCCCAGUGGGCAAGGUCCUCGCCAACUCGGUCAAUGUGAUUGCAAGGGGUACGUGGCUCUCGUCUGCCGAGGCGGCGAGCAGCUCCGGGUCCUGCUCAAAAACGAGCUCGGCGUUACGAGCUCUCUGCCGCGUGACUCACGGAAGGCUGAGUGCGUGAGCGAGAAUGAUGCCACGACGAGGCAGCCUUGCAACCACACUUCAUCUAGAGAGCGCUGUUUGCUGCUGCCAGUAUUGCUCCAUCCUCACCCUCUAGAACCCAAGUAUAUAUAAAUCAAGGGCUUGGCACCUUUCUUUCCAUUCGCCAUCCCCCGCUCAACAGACACAUCUCAACUCUCAAGCCAUGAAGAAGGCCAGAAGAGCAAUCGAGCUCGAUGGUCGGACAGGCGAAGGGGGCGGCCAACUGGUCCGCAUUGCCUGUGGCCUCUCCGCCCUCACCUCACAGCCGAUCCGUAUCCACCACGUCAGAGGCAACCGCGAAGGCGCCCGCGGCGGCGGUCUCAAGGCCCAGCAUCUCUCGGCCAUCGAGUGGCUCGCCUCUGCCACCCAGGCCCAGACUGAGGGCGUGUCAAUACGCUCAAAGUCAUUCGAGCUGCGGCCUUCCUUGCCACCCACGAGCCUCACCCAGCGCAAUAUCAAGAUCGUCGCAGACACGCCUGCAGCAAGCACCCUCCUCAUCUUCCAGGCCAUCUUCCCCUUCUUGCUGUUCGCGGGCACCGAGGACGACGAGCCCAUCAUUCUGGAGAUCCAUGGUGGCACAAAUGUCAGCUGGUCCCUCUCGUAUGAGUAUCUCGAUCAGGUGCUGCUUCCAACCCUCAAGGAGCAGUUCGACAUCGACGUAGAGCGGCGACUUCUGAUACGUGGCUGGGCGCAAGGCAGCCAGCGCCGUGGUACCGUGUGGUUCAAGAUCAAACCUAUCCGGCCCGGCCAGACGCUAAAGCCACGACUUCACGGCGAGCCAACCAACCAGAGCCCAAAACCGGGGGAGACCCCCAGGCUUGACCGCAUUGACGUGAGCCUGAUUGUUCCGUCAAAUAUGCAGUCGGCCUUACAAAACGCUAUAUCCUCAGACCUCGAGGACCUGUUCCCAGAUACGAGUGUCCACUUCAUCGUCAGCGAGGACAGUGGGCAUGAGUCUCGGAUAUAUAUCCUGCUCGUCGCCCACUCCACGCCACUCACCAUCAACGGCUCCGCCGCAACCGUUGAAGAGCCGUUGACAUACUACCGACGUUGGGGCCGCGACUUUGGCGGAUACGGCCAGGAAUUUCUGUACGAUAAGAGGACGCGCAAAAAGAUGUCGCGCGAGCAGCUAUGCCACGGCAUAUCCCGGACCGUGUGCAAGGACUUGUAUACGGAGCUCAGCAAGGGCGGCGUCGUCGACGAGUACCUCCAGGACCAGCUCGUCGUGUUCCAGGCCCUUGCCGACGGCAGGACGAGCUUUCCGCGCGACGAGGAGGGCGAGAGCGGGCGGCGUAUUGACGACGACAUGGUCCAGAGCUUGGGCAAGCUGUCGCUCUCCGGAGACGCGCCCGCAGUAGUUGCGAGUAGCGAUGGUCCGAGGCUGAGGAAGGACAAGACUCAUGAGCCUUUUGGGCAAGGCUCCACGCAUACCACGACAGCGAGAUGGGUCGUCAGCGAGCUGAUACCACAGGCCGUGUGGUUCAACAGGGCCAGCAUCUGUGAUGGUGGUGCUGUGUCUAUCAAUGGCCCCGGCAGCGAUGAGUGAUGACAUAGCUUUGGAAGAGUCGUAUAUUGUUGUUUUCGGAAACACGUGGGGGUUGUGACCAGAGAGGCACGGCAAACAAACCACCGCAGACAUGUCCACGGGUGCCUUAUCCGCAAA
Molecule: messenger RNA, 1898 nt
Organism: Microdochium trichocladiopsis
Lineage: Eukaryota; Fungi; Ascomycota; Sordariomycetes; Xylariales; Microdochiaceae
Product: RNA 3'-terminal phosphate cyclase-domain-containing protein
Exons: 2
Coding region: 399-1781 (460 amino acids)
Biological process (GO): RNA processing
Cellular component (GO): nucleus
Molecular function (GO): RNA-3'-phosphate cyclase activity
Source: RefSeq, a predicted model, not a curated record